AUGGCGCAGCAGCUUUUAUCUUCCUCUCCUCUUUCUUGUCCUUCAAUCUCAAACCGUCGUCACAUCUGUCUCUUCAACAACGGUCUCCUCCUCGUCGUAUCUCUCCUCCUUCUCCUCGGGGCAGGAUCUCCCUUGUUCCUGUUUCCUUACAUAAGCUUUUCUUCUUCUUCUUCUAUGCCCUUAGACUGGCGUGACUAUUCCCUCACUCAAGCAGCCAAGUUCGUCGCUAAAGACAGGACUGUGAUCGUCUGCACCGUUAGCUAUCCCUUCUUGCCUUUCCUCAACAACUGGUUGAUUAGCGUUUCUAGACAGAAGCAUCAAGACAAAGUCCUCGUGAUUGCUGAGGAUUACGCUACUCUCUACUUGAUUAACAAGAAGUGGCCUGGCCAUGCCGUUCUCAUCCUCCCAGCGCUCGACUCUCAUAUCGAACAUAGGUUCGGUUCCCGGGGUUUCUUCAAGUUUACAUCUCGGAGGCCACAACAUCUUUUGCAACUCCUGGAGCUAGGCUACAAUGUGAUGUACAACGAUGUUGAUAUGGUCUGGUUGCAAGAUCCGUUUCAGUAUUUAAAAGGAAGGCACGACGCAUACUUCACCGAUGACAGGACUACGAUUAAGCCUUUGAAUCAUUCCCAUGAUUUACCACUUCCGGAUCGAAAGGGAAUGACUUAUAUAUGUAGCUGCAUGAUUUUCUUGCGUCCCAAGCAUGGAGCAAAGCUUCUCAUGAAGAAAUGGAUUGAGGAACUUCAAGCUGGAUCUAAAGCAUAUGAAGGAAAUGAUCAGCCUGCUUUUAACUGGGCACUCAACAAAACAUAUCAUCAGGUAGAUCUAUACUUGCUUUCGCAAGCAGCGUUUCCUACAGGAGGAUUGUACUUCAAGAACAAGAAAUGGGUUGAAGAGACAAAAGGGAAACAUGUCAUAGUCCACAACAACUACAUUAUCGGUUACUACAAUAAGAUGAAACGAUUCCAAGACUUUGGUCUAUGGCUAGUUGAUGAUCAUGCUUUUGAGUCUCCGCUGGGAAAGUUGGAGUAA
This is a messenger RNA of Brassica oleracea var. oleracea, 1032 nucleotides long. Its product is annotated as UDP-D-xylose:L-fucose alpha-1,3-D-xylosyltransferase MGP4-like. Bases 1 to 1032 code for a protein of 343 amino acids. Gene Ontology annotation, cellular component: Golgi apparatus. Gene Ontology annotation, molecular function: glycosyltransferase activity. The record is from RefSeq and is a predicted model, not a curated record. Lineage: Eukaryota; Viridiplantae; Streptophyta; Magnoliopsida; Brassicales; Brassicaceae. The transcript is spliced from 4 exons.